GCACAUAGCAUGCAAAAUUGACGGAGCACCUGAAUUCGGCCAUAGAGUAUCUAAUAAACACGUGCAUAGACAACCACGGCUAUGCUAGCAUGAUGAACUGGCUGGCAGGUCUAUUGGACAGAAGUUUGGAAGUCUAUGGUAGAUUGGUGGCAGUGCCGUGGAAGUGCUUUGAGAGUUUUCUUACUGUGCGCGAAAAACAAAAAGCAGUACUACGCAUUCUUCUAAUUGUAACAAAACACAAAAUACACAUUCCCGAGCUUCUACCAUCCUUAAUAGCAUUGGAAGAAAGACAUUGGCACGAGAUAAAGUUGGCCGAACUGUUUGGCCAAGCGUUGGCGUGUGCGAGCGAGACGGAGCGACCGGUCUCUAAGUACAGACAGUUCAUGGACAGACAGAGACAGAAGGAGGAGAUUGAUUCUUACGUUAAGUUGCUGUAUUAUGCGCAGAUUGGCUAUCCUAUGAUAUGUGACGAGUAUCAUUUUAAAAUGGUCCUGCAACUAACAGCUAGGGUAGUAGGCCACACGAAGUCCAAAUGCCUCCGUAUACUGUCCACCUACAUAUCCCACACCGAACAGACGGAAUUGCUGUCUACCCUCGACAUCUGCAGUCUCCUCAGAGAGCUGCCUUCAGAGAGUCUGAAGCUGGUGUCAGAUGCGCGGUGCUUGACUCGAGGGAGGGUGGGGAGACAGGUGGUAGGAGGGGUGGUGACGUGUGUCAGUCACAGUGACAGGAGUAUCAGGGGACUGGCUGUCACGGUGAUGCUGAAUGUGUUUGAAGAUCUUUUCGGCCCAAAACACGGCGAACCAUCAGCUAAGAUUCCAAAAUCACAUCCGAGCAAAAUACUACACAACAUCGAGUCACCCGAUACGUAUACUAGCUCCGUUAUUGAGAGCGUAUCGUUAGCUGUGACUGACAGUGAUGUUGGUAUAGCUAGUAACGCGAGAGAGAGGGUAGCCAAGUGUUUGAAUGGAGACGAUAUGAAGAUCAGACUAGCAGAGAGCUUCCUCAUAUCGUUCUGCAUGCCAGCUACUAUGAAUAAGAAUCGAGAACCGUCUGUCUGUGCGUCGGCCUUCUUCGACCUACUAUUCAAAGGCCUGAGGGGCCAGGAAAGAUUUAAACUAGCCAAACUGAGGGAGGACGCCUUGGAUUUCAGGGAUCCACUUUCGAUGUCUUCAAAACUGGUGACAAACACAAGGACUUAUCAAGGGUCCUUUUUGAGUACUAUGGGGAAACGAGCUCGCGUUAAACUUGAUGAAACUCAAAGUGGUAUUAACGUUCAAAUACCAAUCGAUGACAUCUUAGGAUCCUUUCUAUCGUUUGCUAAGGACAAGCCAGACGUGUCUCUCUCCCUCUGCGUCGAAGUGGCCCGCAUGAUUCUGGCCAGCGGUCGCGGGUUCGACACCCGCUCGAGUCUGUCGCGACAGCUGUGCGACAUGUUGGCAUCGGUCGGCGAUGGUACUCCAGUUGCGGCCGAGAUGGCGAGGUUGAUGGUGGAUAAUAUGAAGGCUGUCAUUGAAUUUGAAACAGCUAUAAACAAACUGAAAGACAUAACAAAGUGCACCGAAGGCGAGGACCUGGUUCAGUUGUUAUACGAAGAAUACCGGCUCAGAGCUGAUCCGGAUACGUUUGAGUUCGGUGUCAGUCUACCGCGUUUGACAGAACAGAGUAGUAUUUUCAUGGAGUACGCCGAAACGGAUUCAGAUACUACUUUUGAUGAUAUGACAUCAGCAUUCGGCAAGCUGUCCAAUUGGGACACGCUGACGAUUCAGCAGAAGAACGAAGUCCAACGCGGAGGACUACCGCAGCUGUGGAUGCCAGAAGACACUUUUAAGACCUGGCUGACCGAAGCAAAUGUGGCGAACUCAAAAUCCUGGUUCAACAAAAUGUUGAGCUCGUACCGUGAUGAGUGCAAGCAGGACAGCCUGCGAUGGCUGAGAGAGACGGAUAGAUGGCCGAGGCGACACUUCGAUAUAUCUGUGGUAACGGAACUGAUAGAAGGCAACGAGUGGAGCGAGCAAGAAAUGAAGACGCGAUGUGAUAUCAGGCCCUCAGACUGCUUGGUGGAGUGGGCAGCUAGGCUUAUGGUCAGAAGAGCGCAAGCAACAGAGCAGGACGGAGAAUCAGUUCCGUCUCGCUCUCACGAGUUGCUGUGGUGUAGGACGGCCAAUGACAGAGGACUACCGCACCUGGUCAUCAACUGUGCUGAUUUAAACGCCCGUGCGGCAGAGGUCAGCGAACAACUGUCGUGGCAGAUCGAAAAGGCUCGUGCUAUGAGGAUCAUCGGUUUGAACAGUAACAACGUUGAUAUGCUGGGCGACGCUUUGGCCUUACUUGAAUCAAAGAAGGAUGCAUUGAACGAGUCUUCAAGCAACGAUAUUAUAAUGUGGAACAAUUUAGCCGCUUCUCUACAUCAGGACCUAGGAUCGAUAACCAAAGAGCAGCUGCAAGUCUUUAUAUCGAGCGCAGAACAGGCAUCGCGGCGCAGCGUCAAGCUCGACAAGCCCUCGCUAUGCGCGCUGUACGAAAUGGCUAUUGGCUUCUACGACGAUGUAUGGAGCGAUGAAUCGUCCGACCAAAACGACCUCCUAUCCAACAUGGCGGAUCUCCUCGGGCUAAUGAUAGAGCUGGAUCUCAUCCAACGAGCCGAGCUGUUCCUGGCCGUCAUACUGAACAAAUUAGAUGAGUUUACUGCGGAAAUGAGCGAAGAAACAGCGAGGAAUGUUUUGGAGAAGGUUUCCCUCCUUCCCCACCUAGACGACACAUCCCUAGACCAGCUCAGGUCCCAUGUUCCCCUCUUCCCCCCCAUCCUACAGGACUUCCCCUCGCUAUCGGCCGCCCUGACGUCUGCAGACGACAGCUGGAAGAAACAGUUCCAACUGGUCUGCGACCUCCGAUACUCACUGUUGAGGAGGUGUGAGGGACUGAAGAGAGAGAUUAGUGAUCCCACAAAAUGGCAGAAAUCUUUUGAGCUGCUGAAAGACAAUAUAUUUGAUAAUCCAUACUCAUUACAGAGUUCGGAAUACAACGUGUUAGCCAAGUAUAAGCAAGAUCUGUACAUGAUCGAAGACUAUGAAUCUACAGAUACCCAGCAAAAAACGUCAACGCUAAACAAGAUAUUAUCUGAACUAUACAAGAAGCCACCGAGAGCCACGCUACGCCUGUCCCAGCUUUGUCCCGCUCUCGCCAAGCACACUUACUGCGCGAGCGAGCGGGACGCACAGAUGUCAAGACUACUGGGACUCGGAAAGAAGGGUGUUGUGAAGUUCUAUGAGCAAGUAUCGGUCUUCACCGAUGCUGUCAGCCGUCCAGCAGUAUUAUCACUCUUGCUCACUGAUGGGACUGUCCGUCGGUACAUCCACAAAAGUGGUGAUCGCUUGCAAGUGGAGCGAGCGGCGCAGCGAGCGGCGGCGGCCGCGGCGACGCUGGUGCGAGGGACCCGGCUGCGGUAUGAGGUGACCCCACUCGGAGAGGACAGCGGGCUGAUAGAGUUUGUCGAAGACUCCACCAGGCUCCGCGAUAUGAUCAACAGCGUUUAUGAUCUAGAUCAAGUGGACAUUGGCGCGAGAGCUGAAGAUGAAGAGUUGAUCCUGUCCUCAGCAUCCUUGGAGCACUACCGCAACUUUUGCAGUCAAGUACCGGCCCAUGCUCUGAGAUCAGCCAUCGAAGCGAACUGCUCGUCGACAGAAGACUUUAUAAAGAAGAAGCACAAGUUCGUCGAGACACUAAGCUUGCUUACUCUGCUGUGCUGGAUAUUCGGGCUAGGCGACCGUCAUUUAGAGAACAUGAUGUAUUCGCUCCGUUGCGGUGCGUUGUGGUGCGUCGACUGGUCGCCGUUGCUGCAAUGCGGCGCGCGCGAGCUGCCGCCUGCCAGGCUGACCAGGAGCCUGCGAGCCGUGGCUGACACUAGAGUUUUAGAAGCGCGACUGCAAAGUCUACUGCAAGCGCUGCGAGACUCCAGCAAGCUGUUUUUACACGCUGUGAAGGGUUCCUUCAAGUGGAUGGGACAGGAGUUUGACAGCAAGUACCCCAUCAUAGAAAACUACGCGACCGGUCGCGCCACGUCCCGCGAAGUGACCAAGCAAGCCGUAAUGGCGUCCGAUAGAGCCUACAAAGAAAGAAUCGUCAGGCUACUUGAUGAUACCUUCAGCGAUCUGGAGGAAAAAGAGGAGUACAGCGUGGUGGAACAGGUGACCUGCCUGCUGCGUCAAUGCACCGACCCUCGAAUCCUCAGCGUCACCCGUUCAGGCUGGGAGCCCUGGGUCUGAUCAUCAUCAGGUCAUUUAGUCUCCACUGCAGUAGCAUGAUUCUCUCUAAUUUACCAGA
Ostrinia furnacalis (Asian corn borer) is the source of this 4323-nucleotide messenger RNA. RefSeq lists its product as uncharacterized. The transcript is spliced from 31 exons. Gene Ontology annotation, biological process: telomere maintenance; double-strand break repair. Lineage: Eukaryota; Metazoa; Arthropoda; Insecta; Lepidoptera; Crambidae. Gene Ontology annotation, cellular component: nucleus. The record is from RefSeq and is a predicted model, not a curated record. Bases 90 to 4265 code for a protein of 1391 amino acids. Gene Ontology annotation, molecular function: protein binding; protein serine/threonine kinase activity.